AAAAAUCUCGCCUCUCUCUCUCUCUCUCUCUUUGAGUCUUCUUCACACUGUAUCUUUGAUCCUCAAAACUUUUUUCAAUCGCGUAAUGACGAUGAUCAAAAGUAAUUAGUAGCCUCCUAGGUCACUACUCCACCGGAUCUUACCGCCUGUUUUUUUUUUCCAACUCUCAUCGGAGAGAGAUCUCGUCGUUUCGACCUCAGUAACUAACGAUGAUCACCGACGCCGUUUCCUCCAGCCCUCUCUUCGCAUCCGACCACAAAAGGGAUGCUUAUGGAUUUUCUGUGAGGCCUCAUCAUGUGCAAAGAUACCGAGAAUAUGUUAAAAUCUACCAGGAGGAGGAAGGGGAGAGGUCGGACAGGUGGAACAGUUUCCUUGAAGAUCAUGCACACUCUGCCGCGUCUCCUGUGAAUGGAUCAUCUGAAGAAAAGAAAGUGCUCAGAUUUCAUCAGAUAUGGACUGAGAUCAGACCAUCUCUUCGAGCAAUCGAGGACUUGAUGAGUGCUCGUGUGAAACUGGAAUCUUCCAAGAGAGGAGGAUGUGAGAAUGAUUCUGAAGACGAGUUCUACGAUGUGGAGAGAUCGAAUCCAGUUCAGGAUGAUGAAUCUUCAGAUGGUACAUGCAUGUCUGCAUGCCCUUGGAAAGAAGAACUUGAAGUGCUUGUUCGAGGUGGUGCACCUAUGGCUCUGAGGGGUGAGCUCUGGCAAGCAUUUGCGGGGGUUAAGAAACGCCGGGUGGAGAAUUAUUACCAAAAUCUGCUAGCUGCUGAUGGUCUAGGAAAGGACACAGAGAUGCAGCCUGCAGAUGAGAAAGGUCUAAGUGGAGACCCACUCGCUGCUGUGGAAAAAUGGAAAGGACAGAUAGAGAAGGAUUUACCCCGGACGUUUCCAGGUCAUCCUGCCUUAGAUGAUGAUGGCAGAAACGCUCUGAGGCGAUUGCUAACUGCUUAUGCUAGGCAUAAUCCCUCUGUUGGAUACUGUCAGGCUAUGAAUUUCUUCGCUGGACUUUUAUUACUUCUGAUGCCAGAAGAGAAUGCUUUUUGGUCGCUGAUAGGAAUCAUUGAUGACUACUUCAAUGAUUAUUACUCUGAAGAGAUGAUCGAGUCCCAGGUUGACCAACGAGUUCUGGAGGAGUUGGUUCGAGAGAGAUUUCCUAAAUUGGUUCAACAUCUAGAUUAUCUUGGAGUGCAUGUGGCUUGUGUUACAGCGCCAUGGUUUCUUUCAAUCUUCAUCAAUAUGCUUCCAUGGGAAAGUGUUCUCAGAGUGUGGGAUGUGCUUCUGUUUGAAGGAAACCGUGUAAUGCUUUUCAGAACAGCGCUUGCAUUGAUGGAGUUUUAUGGUCCUACACUAAUUACAACCAAGGACGCUGGAGAUGCGAUCACUUUGCUACAGUCAAUGACUGGUUCAACGUUCGAUAGCAGCCAGCUGGUUUUCACUGCUUGCAUGGGUUACCAAGAUGUAAACGAGAGUAGACUGCAGGAGCUAAGAAGCAAGCACAGGCCAGCUGUAAUGGCUGCACUUGAGGAAAGACUAAAAGGGCUUCAAGCUUGGAGGGACUCAAAAGACCCAAAAUCAGUUCUGUUAAAUUUCAGCAAAGCCUCGCUGUCGUCGAAUGGGAGCUUGCCUCGUUCUGAGUCAGGAUCCAGUAACGCAGACGAUGUCUUGAUUAGUCUGACUCUGAAUGGGGAUGGUGGAGAGAUAGAUUGUUGUCAAGACCUUCAAGGACAGGUUCUUCGGUUGAAGGGUGAACUCUGCAAUUUGGUUGAGGAGAAACGAUCUGCUUUACUAAGAGCUGAAGAGCUGGAGGUUGCUCUCAUGGAGAUGGUCAAACAAGACAAUCGGCGUCACCUGAAUGCUAAGAUUGAGCAGUUAGAGCAAGGGGUGACAGAGCUUCGAAAGCUUGUGUCUGAUAAGAAGGAUCAAGAAGCUGCUAUGAUACAGGUCUUGAUGCGGAUGGAGCAAGAACAUAAGGUAACGGAAGAUGCACGGAGAGCGGCUGAGCAGGAUGCAGCAGCGCAGAGACGUGCUGCCGAAGUGCUUCAGGAAAAAUAUGAGGAAGCUGUUGCUGGGCUUGGUGAGAUGGAGGAGAGGGCAGUAAUGGCAGAGUCCAUGUUGGAGGCGACUUUGCAGUAUCAUAAAGCACAACCUUCACCACGGAAAGUACUGAAGCAAGAUUUGCCGGUCAUGAUCAGUCCCUAGCAUGAUAUAUCCCAUAUUAUCAUAUCAUUUUUGAUAAUUCAUUUCAUGAUUUUAAGCUAUAUGUAUAGACAUUAAUCUCUUUGGAAUGCAUGGGGGCAUGCAUCAUAUAUCCUUCGAGAGGAACAUUGUUUUUGUUUCUUAAACUGAUUUAUUAUUAUUGUACUGUUGUCUACUUUACGAACUUACCUGUAACGGUUCUGUUUGCACUAUAUAUUAAACCCAUUUCAGAACA
Raphanus sativus (radish) is the source of this 2427-nucleotide messenger RNA. RefSeq lists its product as uncharacterized. The transcript has 17 exons. The record is from RefSeq and is a predicted model, not a curated record. Bases 210 to 2195 code for a protein of 661 amino acids. NCBI's taxonomy places the organism in Eukaryota, Viridiplantae, Streptophyta, Magnoliopsida, Brassicales, Brassicaceae.